AUGUCCUUUCAGGUUGAUCAAGAGCCUCAAACAGAUGAGCUUGUUACGCAAUCACCGGGUACCUUCAAGCAAAAUGACAGCGCAAAUACAUCUCAUCACAAUAAUUCCCCUCCACAAAUUUAUUCGGCCGUAUAUUCAACCGUCGACGUCUACGAGAUGGAGGUCAACGGUAUAGCAGUGAUGCGACGGCGCAAAGACAGUUGGCUCAACGCCACCCAGAUACUCAAAGUAGCUGGUAUAGAUAAAGGAAAGCGCACAAAAGUACUCGAAAAAGAAAUUCUUACAGGUGAACACGAAAAAGUUCAAGGAGGAUACGGAAAAUACCAAGGCACUUGGAUUAAAUUUGAAAAAGGACUAGAUUUCUGCAGGCAAUUUGGGGUCGAAGAACUUCUUAGGCCACUACUUACAUAUGACAUGGGCCAAGACGGUGGAAUUGCCGGAGGAGGAGUACUCGAUACACCCACUAAAGAGCAGGCGAUGGCUGCCCAACGCAAACGACAAUACUACGCUAAUAUUGAAAAUCGCCCUAAUUCGCAGGUUGGUACACUUUUUAAGAAUAUUUCUAAUUCAGCAUCGCAUGCAGUUGCAGCUAUAACCAAAGCUCGCCUCGACUCUACCGUACCGAGAAGCAGAAAUGGGAACAGCACACGUCGAACUAGUUUAACCAGAUACUCAUCCCAGGGCUCACCCUCAUGGACCUCAGGAGAGAUUGAACACAAUACUCAAAGUAACUUAUCUCCAGAUCAAGUAGAUAGAAGUCAAGAAAUUCUAAUCCAACCUUCGAUAUUCGGACAGACAAAUUAUGAUGACGUAAAUACCGAAUUUGAAGAGCCACCUCGUAAGAGAAUUCGAUCUUCAUUGAGUAAAAAUGGCACACAAAUAUCCACUCAAGAUGAUCAUCUCGGUAUCUUAAUUCAGCAGACUCCAAAUACCGAGACCAAUGGGUCUUCCACAGAAUCCUCUCAAAAUAAGCAGCAACAAAAUGGCGUAUGCUUACCCUUAGGACCUCUUGAAGUCCCUAUUAAUCCUCAAACGGAAGAGAAAAAAGAACAUUUGAUGUCGCUCUUCACAAACUAUUCCCAGACCGAUUUUAGUAGCCACAAGACACUCCAGACUUUUACCCCUGAGGAAUUAGAUAUACCCAUUGACGGGAGUAGAAACACUGCCUUAAUUUGGGCAGCUACAUUGGCGCGUGUGGAACUAUUGAAAAAUUUGAAAGCACACGGCGCAAAUAUUUUUCGUGUGAAUUCAUCUGGUGAAACCGCCUUGAUGCGGUCGUGCUUAGUGACGAAUAACCUCGAUAUGGGUAGUUUUCCCGAAAUACUAGAGCUACUUAGUCCUACUAUCGAGAUUCGGGACUCCAAAGGUCGAACCGUUCUUCAUCAUAUUGCUAUCGCUUCUGCAGUCAAGGGACGUAGUCAGGCAAGUAAAUAUUACCUUGAGUCGCUUCUUGAGCUUGUCGUUCGCGCCAGCAGCUCUUAUGGUAACCAACAGCACUCUAUGGGUGAACGGCAAGGUCCCCAGAUAAUAAGCAUUGGUCGUUUCAUGUCAGAUAUCGUCAAUAUUCAGGAUCAGUCUGGAGAUACUGCCUUAAUGAUUGCCUCUAGGAUCGGCAACAAAAGUAUUAUUUCACAGCUACUGGAAGUGGGCGCAGACAUCUCCAUACCGAAUCAUUCCUAUCUGACUCCGGCUGAUUUUUGCGUGGGCGAUGGAGUACAAUUCACGAUUCAAGGCGAACAUAAACCUAAUAAUAUACCCAGGCCUGAACCGCGAGAGAGCAGUAAAGAAAUUAUCUCUUCCAUUCUGAGUCUCUUGCAAGAGACAGAAUCAGAGUUUGCCGCCGAGAUAGAGAGGAAGCAAUCUAACAUCGAUGAAUUACAUUCAAAAUUGCGCGCCGAAUCUGGGGCCUUAGGUCAGCGGCGCCGACUCUUUGAAAGCCUUCAGGCUGAAAUGCAUGAGAGUGACACUCGUAAUCUCAAAAUUGACAACCUAAGAAGAGCUUGUGAUGAGGAACAAUCUCUCUUAUCACAGAUACAACAGCUGCAUAAAAAUUCAGGGGUUGAAAAUAUAGACCAAAUAGGUGAUGCAGACAAAUUCUUGGAAAUACCAAGUGAAGCGGUCGAUAUACUUACCAAGAUUGGUAAAAACGAACAGCCAACACUGGAGGUAGAUCCGACAGAAAGAGAAAAUCUUCUGGCAAAAAUACCUACAGCAGAAGUCCUCAGAGCUCGCAUAGAUGCUUACAAAAUUAUCAACGAGGGGCUCGAACGUAACGUGCUGGAUCUCCAGGGCAAGGACUCGGAAUUGACUCGAAAGUACCGCAAAAUAAUAGCUCUUUGCACGGGUAUGGACGAAGAACGAGUCGAAGAAAGUAUUGCAGGUCUAGUACGCUCUCUUGAGAGCGAGCAUGAUGAUGUAGAAUUGUGCCGCGUGCGCGAGUUCUUGUCGAGAGUGGGAAGCGUAUGA
Molecule: messenger RNA, 2466 nt
Organism: Blumeria graminis f. sp. triticale
Lineage: Eukaryota; Fungi; Ascomycota; Leotiomycetes; Helotiales; Erysiphaceae
Source: the annotation of a GenBank genome assembly